This is a messenger RNA of Lepisosteus oculatus (spotted gar), 4224 nucleotides long. RefSeq names its product outer dynein arm docking complex subunit 2 (gene odad2). NCBI's taxonomy places the organism in Eukaryota, Metazoa, Chordata, Actinopteri, Semionotiformes, Lepisosteidae. The record is from RefSeq and is a predicted model, not a curated record. Gene Ontology annotation, molecular function: protein binding.
ACUUACUGCGUGCGGCGUGUUGGAAACUGGUACAAGUCGCUUUCUACUUAAGGUCUGAUCCGGAUGUUUUAUGCAGAAACUAUUCAGAGUUGUAGGUAGGAUAUGAAAUAACUCAAGGAUCAUCUAAGCAUAGAGAAGUAUAUAUGAUACUAUGUGAUGGUGAUAAGUUUGGAAAUAAAGUGGUCAUCAACAGCACUCAAAAGGGAAGAAUAUGAAAAGAGACAAAGAGAACUGUAGGUUUCUGGUACAGUGUGCCACUCCACUCAGCCUUCUCUGCUCCGAUGAGGGACACUCCAAAUCGCAGUCAGCCUGGUCCUCUUCAUGCAAGGUGAAGAGCAGAUCUGUAGUCGUAUCAUGGGGAUUGCACUGACCAGAGCAGCGCAAUGGACAACAGCUUGUUCUGGGACUGGCAAAUUGGAAAUCACACCUUUGAAUGAGUCCUUGCUGAAAGAAAUCAUUCGAUUUGUGGAGCCGUUUCAAGCCAGACACCCGGAAGAGGCUGCCCUUGUGUUUAAGGAGCCUCUUGAAUGGGUGACGACUUUACAGGCUUCAGAUUUUAAAACAGAUUAUGACAUCAGUGGGUCUACAAUGAAGUCACAAGAAACCGACCUAGAUGGGAAUCCUCUGCUUCACCUUCAUGCAUCAUCCAUCAGAGUGCGCAGCUUUGGUCAGCUCUCGAAAGUGGUGCAGUUUGCACGAGACAAGCAGCUGAAAGAAGUGAGAGCGUGCCUUGAAGUUAACAGAGAUCCCAUCGCAAACAUUCUCGGACCAAGCUUUGCGACUGUGGAAGGAGAAGAUACUUCAGUGUUGCGACUUCUGGAAAAAGUGAAAGAAGAUAAAAAGGACAGUGAGUCUGAAGUAAAAAUGAAAAUGCUCAUCCUUCUCCAGCAGCUUGACAUGCAGCUGUUGAAUACCUCACUGAAACAAAUUUCACAAGAAGUUCGGCUCGCUCCUGCCGCAGUAAAGAAUGAGGUGGAACUGUUGAAACGCUUCUGUGGUGAAGGGGAGAAAAGAUUGUUGAAGUCUGUUGAAUACACAUCAGAUUAUGAAUUUUCAAACGGUUGCCAUACUCUACCAAAAAGGCAAGUGCAUGGAGAAAUCUGCUACCUCAUAAUUAAACCCUGUGAUACUGAUGCAUUGUACAUCACAUGUAGCACAGCUGGUGUUUUCCUUAAUGGGGGCAUUAAAAAGGAAGGAGAGGAUACUGACUAUGAAAGAAAAAGUGAUAUGUAUAAAAAUCUUGUUAUGCUCCUGAAGGACAAAUCUCCACAUUUUGCCGAAAAUAUAGACAAUCAGGAUUUUGCAAUUUAUGAAGAACCUUCAUCAACUAAAAAGAAUCAACAUGUGGAAUCGGUUGAUGCUGAGGAACAAGGCCAAACCCAGAGGUCUUACGAGCAUCAAGAAAAGAAUGUGCAUGAGAAGACGAGACAACAGCCUGCUCAGAACAAGCCAAGCAGCAAAAAGAAAUUAGAACCAUCUUUAAAAUGGAAGAAUCUUGGUUUAACAUCUCUGCAUGAGGAUAGAAUCGACAAUGGAAAAAAGAGUGGAAUGUAUGAGAAAAAUAUAUCGCCCGAAGCCUCACCUAUCAGUCCAGAGACAAAAAAAAGGGCAAACCUUUCCUUGUCAGUCUCUUCCAGACAACACUCAUCUCCAAAAACAAGUAAGACCCCUGGAGGAAGACCUGGUACUGAAGAGUUCAGUGAGAGCUCUACAGAAAGUGAAGAAGAUGAGGAGCAGCCUGACCGCAGACAAGAGACAAACACAGACCUACCCUCAGAGUACUGGCAAAUUCAGAAGCUGGUAAAAUACUUAAAGGGAGGCAACCAGACAGCCACUGUGAUUGCUCUGUGCUCAAUGAGGGAUUUUAAUUUAACACAGGAGACAUGCCAAUUGGCCAUCAGGGAUGUAGGUGGCCUUGAAGUUCUCAUUAACUUGCUGGAUACAGAAGAAAUUAGAUGCAAUAUUGGUUCCCUGAAAAUCUUGAAGGAAAUCAGCCGAAAUUCUCAAAUCCGGAGAGCCAUCGCUAACCUUGGUGGGUUACAGACCAUGGUGAAAAUAUUAGAUUCCCCCGAUAAGGAUCUCAGAUGUCUUGCUGCAGAAACAAUUGCUAACGUGGCCAGGUUUAGAAGGGCAAGAAGAACAGUGAGACAGCAUGGAGGAAUAAAAAGGCUUGUGGGGCUCUUGGACUGUGUUCCCGAGAAAGCCGCGGUUCUGACUCCAGAGCAGGAGAAAGAUAUUGAAGUGGCACGCUGUGGUGCUCUGGCAUUGUGGAGCUGCAGUAAAAGCACCAGAAAUAAAGAAGCAAUUCGGAGAGCAGGGGGCAUUCCAUUACUAGCUCGGCUCUUGAAAUCACCUCAUGAAAGCAUGUUGAUCCCAGUGGUUGGUACACUUCAGGAAUGUGCUUCUGAGCAAAGUUACAGGACUGCAAUUCAGACUGAGAAAAUGAUUGAAGAUCUCGUAAAAAAUCUCAACAGUGAAAACCAGGAACUUCAGAUGCAUUGUGCUAGUGCUAUCUUUAAGUGUGCAGAAGACAAGAAAACACGUGAUCUUGUUAGACAAUAUGACGGACUUCAGCCCCUCGUCUCUCUGCUGAAGAUGUCUGACAACAAGCCACUUUUAGCAGCUGCAACUGGAGCCAUCUGGAAAUGUUCCAUAAGCGUGGAGAAUGUCACAAAACUUCAGGAAUACAAAGCCCUUGAAAUCCUGGUUGGACUGCUGACUGGCCAACCUGAAGAAGUUCUUGUCAAUGUAGUGGGAGCUUUAGGAGAGUGUGCCCAAGAACCUGCCAAUCGAGCAGUCAUAAGAAAGUGUGGUGGCAUUCAACCACUGGUGAACCUGCUUACAGGAACCAAUCAGGCUCUUCUUGUGAAUGUUACUAAGGCUGUUGGUGCCUGUGCUGCUGAACCAGAAAAUAUGGCGAUAAUUGAUCGUUUAGAUGGUGUGCGCUUAUUAUGGUCCUUGUUGAAGAAUCCAAAUCCUGAUGUUCAAGCUAGUGCAGCAUGGGCAAUUUGUCCUUGUAUUGAAAAUGCGAAGGAUGCAGGAGAAAUGGUUCGCUCCUUUGUUGGUGGUUUGGAACUCAUCAUAAAUUUGCUAAAAUCCACAAAUAAAGAAGUGCUUGCAAGUGUAUGUGCUGCUAUAGCCAAAAUUGCCAAAGAUGAAGAAAAUCUGGCAGUUAUAACGGACCAUGGGGUAGUUCCAAUGUUAGCAAAAUUGACCAAUACGACUAGUGAUAAUCUGCGGCGUCACUUGGCUGAAGCCAUUGCUCGCUGUUGCAUGUGGGGAAGCAACAGAGUUUCCUUCGGGGAGGCGGGGGCUGUUGCCCCUCUGGUACGUUACCUGAAAUCAAAAGAUACUUCAGUUCACCAAGCAACAGCACAAGCUUUAUUCCAGCUUUCAAAGGAACCAAACAACUGCAUUACCAUGCACGAAAAUGGAGUAGUAAAGCUUCUGCUGGACAUGGUGGGCUCCACUGAUGAGGUUCUUCAGGAAGCAGCAGCUGGCUGUGUGGCUAACAUUCGCAGACUUGCUCUGGCUAACGAGAAGGCUAAAUAUGGUUAAAAGCCAACAUAUUCUCUUUUCCGACUUCUUCCAAAAUAGUAUAUUCCCUCCAAUACCUAGGAACCAUAGAUGAGUGAUUCUUUUGAACAUUUUCACACAUUAAAAGACCUUACGUACAAAAUUAAAAAUAAACUGUCUUCUUCUCUCUAAUGACAUACUAUUACAGGAAAAUAUACAGUAUACUGUAUCAUAUAAAGCUAUUUCAAUAUUGGAGUGCUAAUGAGUUUUCUCUCUGAUUCUUUUCACAGUCUGAUGUAAUAAGUCUGGUGUUUUAUUUUAAUGUAAUACCCAUUUAUUUCUGUUAAUAGCCCUAGGCAUGUACUACCUACUUAUUUUCUCUGUAAUUUACAUGCAGGAAUAGUAUCAAAACAAUUUUCACAUUUGGUUGUUAGAAAAGCGCACAACAGCAGCCGCUGAAUGUAUUUUUACAACCUUGAAAAAUCUUGAAAUAUGAGAACACUGUUUAUCUGUUUACUACCAAAUGUUAGUUUAUCUAUAGUAUGUGUUUGUUAUUACGCGCACACAGAGUAAAAAAACUAUAUUAAUAAUUACACGUAAUGUAAUUAAGGUUGAUGCAAAGGAACAUUUUCCAGAAAACAUAUUACAAAUGUGAAUGUCACUGUGCAUUUCUAACACCAGAAAAAAUAAACUAUUAUUGAAAUAUGA